AACUGAAACAUUUAUUGGCGCUGUAUUCCCAAACAAAAAAAACUAGAACACACCUCAGUAAAUAUCUCAAACAAAAAUAAGAUGCCAAGGCUGUCAGAUGUGGAUAAUCGACCUGAGACUUCGAGUUGGAGAAAAAAAUGGUUUACUCUCAGACUAAUGACGGUGUACAUUGGAAGCUUAUCGACAGCGGUGGGUGUUUUGGCGGCAUGCUUGUUCCUCACCGCCAAAGGCAGCCACAAAGAGAGCGUCAAGGUAUUCUGGACAUGUAGCUCAAUUGCAUAUUCCGUGACAUCGCUGCUGCUCAUUUUUGCUGCCCUGAAUAAUCGUCGGUACCUGUUUGUGCCAUGGGUGAUAUUCAUCCUGAUGGGCCUGGCCUCCUAUACCAUGGUUUUUGACUGGAUAUUCACAUCUCUAACGGCGGCCCUCCUUCUGUCAAUGGUCAUCAAUUUUGUUUUACUUGGAGUUGUAAUUUAUCAGUACAGAACGCUGAGUCGUCUCUCCAAUUAAAUGCAUUCAUACUUU
Drosophila obscura is the source of this 522-nucleotide messenger RNA. RefSeq lists its product as uncharacterized. Lineage: Eukaryota; Metazoa; Arthropoda; Insecta; Diptera; Drosophilidae. The coding region runs from base 82 to 507 and encodes 141 amino acids. The transcript is spliced from 2 exons. The record is from RefSeq and is a predicted model, not a curated record.